Rotaria socialis is the source of this 534-nucleotide messenger RNA. NCBI's taxonomy places the organism in Eukaryota, Metazoa, Rotifera, Eurotatoria, Philodinida, Philodinidae. The record is from the annotation of a GenBank genome assembly.
AUGCGUGUAUCAUCGGUUGGGAAAGGUCUUCGUCAAAUUCCAUCACCACGGUCUCAUUUUUGUGAACAUAUAUCAAAUGAUGAUGAACAAUCUUACACUUGUCGUCAACGAAUUUAUGUAACAUGUCCACAUUGUCAACGAUCAUUAUGUUUACAUCAUAUCAAUGAACAUCAAAUCAUAAUUCGAUCAUUAUUAGAUUCUUUAGUUAAUCGUGUAAACGAAUAUCGAUAUGAACUAACAGUGACACUGUCAAUCCCAUCGACUAGUCAAACAGUUGUUAAUAAUUGUCUUGAUGAAUUGAAAAAUGUUAUUAUUCCAUAUGUACAACGAACAUGUUGCCAAAAUGAUGUUAAACAAGAGGAUGUAAAUCGUGUUCAAGUUUUUAUUGAUAAAAUGUUCACUAUUAUUCAACAUAUUCGUUUCUAUUGGGAAAAUCAUAAGAAAGAAAAACGAUCCAAAAGUACUGAUGACGCCGGUGAUCUUACUUCUGAAUUAUUAUCUUGUAAAUAUCCUCGAACGAAUACACUUGAUUAG